GGCUGAGAUUGACAGAGGUGACCUACCCACGUCUAAGAACUACAGAUUUACUAAGUGCCUCGGAUGCCAGACUGGGACCACUACUCUAUUUAUAAGUUCUUCACCACAGUGAUUUUCCCUCUUGUAUGUUCUCUCUUUCAGCAGAAAAUCUAGGAGUCGGAUUGAAAUCUCCCAAUCUAUUCGUCCCCGUUCUAGAUUUCAUUAUGAGCUUUCAGGUUGUAUAUGAGCGUGCUCUCCUUUGAUAGGAUUAUGAAGCGUGAGGGUUCUUCACCAAGGAGCAAAAGGCACUCUGCAGAUCUUCUCAGUGCAUCGAUCUUGACUGUUCUUCUUAAAGGCUUUUAUCCUAGAAACGUAGUAAGAUAUGGUGGGAUUUCUGCAGGAAUUUUAUCUUUAAGUGCUACAGAACCAAAUCACUGAGCAGAAUGGACAGAUUGGACACAUCCGGUUUUGUAAGCGGUGGACGCCCUAUGAUAAAAUUCCUUGUAUUUUUUCAUUUAGCUUAUUGUGCGGACCCAUUAAACAGUAUGGUAAUGAUGCAGUUCUGAUAGGAGAGCUGUGCAUUCUUGGGUUUGAGUUGGUCCUGUGGUAGGGUGCAGUACUGAAGGCUGUUGGACUUCCAGGUGCCCAAAUCCCCUCGCAUCUGGUAUUUUCCACUCUUUUAUUUUUGAAAGGGUACAGAGAAUGGAUCUCAACUUGACAGAUAUCUUGUUCCCCGACGAUGGUCGACCAAUCAAUUCAUAUGGAGACAUUGGACGCAUCUCGGAUUGUGGUAAAACUGACAAUUUGGGUGAUACGGCAUUGCGUCUAGACUGUCUUGGUUACAGAAUGAGCAAGACUGCCAAAAUCAGCAAUCCUCAGAGAAACCACAAUACUCCAGCCUCGGAUGAUGGUUGCAGGUUGGUUCUUGGGUUAGGACCAAUGCCAAGUUCGUAUCUUGAUGAUUAUUAUCCAAUUGGGGCAACCAAAAUCAAGGAAUCUGCCACCCUAUUCAGCCAACUCUUGGCUGCUGACAGCGACUGCGAAAUCCUGAAACUUGGGCUUUCCAGAGGGACUGAGGAAAUUCGAGGUCCCCAUGAAAAUGCAGUUUCAGCACAAACCGAGCCCCAUCAAUCUUACUUCCAAAACCAACUGCCUGCCAACGGAAAAAGAAUACUCAUUCCAGUGGUGGACGAGGGUUCCACUUCAGCCAAGAGGAAGUCAGGUGGGUACAUGCCUUCUCUCCUCAUGGCUCCGAGGCUAGAGACUAGCAAGAACUUGCCAGAAACCAGAGAGCUUCUAGAGUCUGGGGCCAGUGCGGAACAUCAUCUUCAGUUUAGUCCUGGGCCCUCGGCCUCCACCGAAUGUUCGGUGGGCACGUUCUCUGAGCCUAUGACAGCUGCAGCACUUUCUGACCAUCGGAGCCACCAUCCAAAGAAGUGCAGGUUCAAAGGGUGUUCCAAGGGAGCAAGAGGUGCGUCAGGGCUCUGCAUCGCACAUGGAGGUGGGCAGAGGUGCCAGAAACCCGGAUGCAACAAGGGGGCCGAGAGCCGAACGGCAUACUGCAAGGCCCAUGGGGGAGGUAGGAGGUGCCUGUGCCUGGGCUGCACCAAGAGCGCAGAGGGUAAGACUGAGUACUGCAUCGCACAUGGAGGGGGCAGGCGGUGUGGGCAUCCAGACUGCACAAAGGCUGCACGUGGCAAGUCAGGCCUGUGUAUCAGGCACGGUGGUGGGAAGAGGUGCAUGGUGGAAGGAUGCACCCGCAGUGCCGAGGGGCAGGCUGGGCUGUGCAUCUCGCAUGGCGGGGGGCGCCGGUGCCAGCACCCAGGGUGCAACAAGGGGGCCCAGGGGAGCACCAUGCACUGCAAGGCUCAUGGUGGGGGCAAGCGGUGUGUGUUUGUUGGCUGCACCAAGGGCGCUGAGGGGAGCACGCCGCUCUGCAAAGGGCACGGUGGGGGGAAGCGCUGCCUAUUUGACGGCGGUGGCAUCUGUCCAAAGAGUGUGCAUGGCGGGACUGACUACUGUGUGGCGCACGGCGGGGGGAAGCGGUGUGCUGUGCCAGGCUGCACCAAGAGCGCCCGGGGGCGCACUGACUGUUGCGUCAGGCAUGGCGGGGGCAAGCGGUGCCGGUUCGAGAACUGUGGGAAGAGCGCACAGGGGAGCACGGAUUUCUGCAAGGCCCAUGGCGGAGGUAAGCGGUGCACGUGGGGCCAGGGCACGUGUGAAAAGUUUGCAAGGGGAAAGAGCGGGCUGUGCGCAGCCCAUGGCAGCAUGGUCCAGGACAAGGGGAAGGGCGGCGGAAUGAUCAGCCCCCACCUCUUCCAGGGGCUCGUGUCCAUGUCAACAAUGGGGAGCAGCUUGGACAAUGAUCAUUCCUCGGGACUGAGCGCGGUUUCGGACUGCGUCGAGUCAUCAGAGAACAGCGGGAGAAGGCAGCUAAUACCCCCACAGGUGCUGGUGCCUCUGUCCAUGAAAUCCUCAUCUUCCUCUUCACACAUGGGUUCUGAAAAGGGUACAAAAGAGAGUAGGAGCCGUAGCUUUGAUGUGCCAGAAGGGAGAGUGCAUGGUGGGGGCCUCAUGUCUCUACUUGGAGGAGAUCUGAAGAAUGCUGUGGAUGGAAUUGUCAAUUUGGAGGGUGUAAUUUAAAAUUUGAUUUGUCUAUAUGGAUUAGGAGGGAAGGGUGGAAUGUGACAAAUAGUCAUAGAGCUUUGCUUAGCCCACAUGCUUGUACAAAGAAUGCCAUCUACACGCCCACCAACUCUGUUGCCAGACAAGUUCAAUAUCCAAGCCGUCCAUUUGGUGUGUCUGUUAGUGUAGAUGUUCUCAUCCAAAAAAAUAAAUCUAGUCCAUUCAUCAGGUUGGUCAGCGUUAGGAACAGUUGAACUUGUAAAAGAAAUUCAGCCUAGUGUUUUUCAGCUUUGCAUUUGUUUAGUGAACUGUGGGCCACCUGAUUCUUAGUCGAGAGAAAGAUUAAACUAAGAUAAAUGGAUUGGAUCUGGUACCAAUGUACCAUGGGCGGAUGUGUGGCGUGUACAUGAGCAAUCUUGUAUACUACACGUGUGGGCAUAGCAAAUCUCAUAAUAAUGUGUCAAUUUGGGCUUAGCAAAUCUCAUAAUAAAUAAUAGUAAUGCGUCAAAUUGGGUUUGGGUUUUGUAAGUAAUGUGGAAAUUGAAAUAAGAAAUGCGAUUGGUGUAGGGGGUUAGUUUGGUAGCUUGUAUUUGACAUACAUUUGGUAAUUUAUCAUGGAAUUCAUGUGAAUUGAAAUCAGCAGAUCUGAUAA
This is a messenger RNA of Magnolia sinica, 3256 nucleotides long. RefSeq lists its product as uncharacterized. The record is from RefSeq and is a predicted model, not a curated record. Lineage: Eukaryota; Viridiplantae; Streptophyta; Magnoliopsida; Magnoliales; Magnoliaceae. The transcript has 2 exons. The coding region runs from base 682 to 2622 and encodes 646 amino acids.